UAAGAGUACUAAACAGGGAGAGAGUGAGAGAGCAAGCGAGAGACAGCCCUCUUGGAGCUCUCAGGCACAAGUGAUGGAUUCAGCUCACCGCAAAGUGACAGUCUUUUAAAGCGCCAAAGGCAGCGCACGACCUGGCCUGGACUCGGGAUAGUAGCCAAAACUUCUCCUGGCCACAUGAGAGGUUUUUUUUUUUUUUGCGUGUUAUUUUGGGGUCUCAUUUUAAAUAGCCUUAAAGCACUUUUACCUGUGCACAGCUGGAAUUGACUGAGAUGACAGAGAGCAAGUAACCAAACGAGGACAGAGCGCAGGAGGACAAAGCCGGCUUGGGAUGACUUUGCGUCAAGAGGAACCACAGUGGGCUCAGCCGGGACACCGAGGCAACUGAGGGAGUCUAAUCAACGCGCUUCGGUUUUCUUGCUGGGUGAGUUGGACAGUCUGAUGGAUACUUCGACAACGGUCCUGCUGGGGCUCCUUCUAGCUUAUGGGCUCGUCUGUCGGAUUCAGGGGAGCGUCUCGGACAGCCACCACAGCAUUACGGGAGCCCAAGAGUUCGAGAGUAGCGACGAUGGUCUGGAGAGAGAAUUUCUCUAUGCUGGCAGGAGCAAACGUGCUCCAGCGGACCAGCAGCAGGACAAAUGCUCUUAUACGUUCAUUGUGCCACAGCAAAAAGUGACAGGGGCCAUCUGUGUCAACUCCAAGGAGCCAGAGGCCACGCUGGAGAAUCGGGUCAAUAAGCAGGAGCUCGAGCUACUGAAUGUGGAGCUGCAGAAACAGAAGAGGCAGAUCGAGACUCUACAACAAUUGGUAGAGGUCGAUGGAGGGAUCGUCAACGAGGUCAAGCUUCUGAGGAAAGAAAGCCGAAACAUGAACUCAAGAGUUACCCAGCUGUACAUGCAACUCCUCCACGAGAUCAUCAGGAAGAGAGACAAUGCCCUUGAAUUAGCUCAAGUGGAGAACAGAAUACUGAACCAAACAUCAGAGAUGCAAAUGCUUAGCAGUCGCUACAAAGACUUGGAGCAUAAGUACCAGCACUUGGCCUCUUUGGCCACCAACCAGUCAAGUCUCAUCGCCCUCCUGGAGGAGCAGUGCCAGGGUCGACCUCCUCCCCGACAAAUGCCCGUGCCUCAGCCGCGGCCGCAGCCGCCUCGACCGUCGCCGCCACUUAACAGGCCUUACCAGCCACCGGUUCUUCCUCGAAGUAACAAGCCACUCAGCAAUGAGAUACAGAACGAUCAGAAGUCGCUGCCCCCUCCGACUAUGCCGACCAUGACGCACGACCCGUCCUCCACUGACAAGCCCUCUGGUCCAUUUAGAGACUGCCUGCAGGCCCUGGAAGACGGCCACACCGACAGCGGCAUGUACUUGUUAAAACCAGAGAAUGCCAACCGUCUCAUGCAGGUGUGGUGCGACCAGAGACACGACCCGGGCGGCUGGACCGUGAUCCAGAGGAGAGUGGACGGCUCCGUCAAUUUUUUCCGGAACUGGGAAACGUACAAGCAAGGGUUCGGAAAUAUUGAUGGCGAGUACUGGCUCGGCCUGGAAAAUAUCUACUGGCUGACUAACCAGGGGAACUACAAGCUGCUGGUAACGCUGGAGGACUGGUCUGGCAGAAAGGUGUUCGCCGAGUAUGCCAGCUUCAGAGUGGAGUCCGAGGCGGAGUUCUAUAAGCUGCGAGUGGGUCGUUACCACGGCAACGCCGGCGACUCCCUCACGUGGCACAACGGAAAACAAUUCACAACACUGGAUAGAGACCAUGACGCAUAUACAGGUAAUUGCGCCCACUACCAGAAGGGAGGCUGGUGGUACAACUCUUGCGCCCAUUCGAAUUUGAACGGCGUCUGGUACAGAGGUGGACACUACCGAAGCCGUUACCAAGAUGGAGUCUACUGGGCAGAGUUCAGGGGAGGAGCAUAUUCGCUCAAGAGAGUCAUCAUGAUGAUCCGUCCAAAUGCAAACACUUUCCACUAGCUACAGAAGAAUAGCAAAACCACGUGCUGCAGUUCCCUGCAACAAAACGUAAACGUUCAAAGAUCCACAUCGUCUUUAUUACAAUAAUUGUGUCCCAUAAUGUUGCAAUCGGUGCAUUGCUCAGGUACAUUACUGUAGACUGCAGUGUGAAAUGUUUCUCUUAUGUCCGCACCUGUUUGCACCCACCUGACAGUAAAACUCGCUGCAAUUAUAUCACGAUCACAGCAGGCAGCUGGAACAGAAAACAUAUUUGCCCGUGUGUUAACAAACGCGUCAUGAAAGCAACGUACUGUAAAAAGUCUUCAAUUCAUCUGCAUCGCACCACAGGGAACAAACCACAAACAAUAUUUAGUUCAUUAUAUGGCUGGUAUAUUCCGCACACAACUGUACAUGGUUAUAUGACACUGUUCCUUUGACUUUUGUCUGACAGAAAAUACACACAUAUGCAUCCAUUUAGCUGUUUUCUAUGCCGCUUAUCCUCAUUGGCUGUGCUGAAGCCCAUCCCAGCUCACUUUGGCCCAGUACGCCCCGUGGGCCAGUUGUCAGCUCCUCGCAAGACACAUCCAAACGGACAGCCGUUCACAUUUUGGACGAUUGAAUCUCCGAUUCCUCUGAUAUGCACGUGAGAGGAAGCCGGAGAAAUCGCACGGAAGCUUUCCGGAGAAUGUUGUCCACUCCAGCGGAGGUGGUGGGGGCUGAUCCGGGAAUCCAAGACCCCACUCCCCCGACUGUGAGGCAGACUGUUGUUACCAGGACUUCACUGUAUUGCCACAAGGUCGGCCAUCAUUGAAAAUGAUACGGGAAAGGGAAUUACUUGCGUUAAGUAGAUUUCAGACAGAAACGUUCCAAUAUACUGUAUGUUCAACAGACACUAUGUAUAUCCAUUUGUACCUAUGCAGUCUCAGACACAGGAAAUAUAUCCCAUGAUUCUUACUUUUUUUCUUUUUUUUAGUUUCAUGCUGAAUAGAAUUUCAUAUUUCAUCAGAGCAGUGGCAUUGCUUUCUACACAGUUGGGCGAUCAGCUAAAGUCAAAACACGGUGCAAAGAUGUCGCAACUUUCACGUUCCCUGAUGUUUGACUUGUCGAUAUAGAAUUUUGAGUUAUGUUGUGAUGUGAUUUUGUCAAUUCUUCAACUGCUUGAACUGUUAAUCCACCGAUUCGCUUGUAUCGAUCAAGCGUUGUAUUUAGUGUAUAAAUCGAGCUUUGUUGUCAAUGGAAACAUGCGUUUGUACAUAAGAUAUUUGUAAUAUAAUGCAGUAAAUCCAUUUUAUUA
Molecule: messenger RNA, 3241 nt
Organism: Syngnathoides biaculeatus (alligator pipefish)
Lineage: Eukaryota; Metazoa; Chordata; Actinopteri; Syngnathiformes; Syngnathidae
Gene: angptl2b
Product: angiopoietin-like 2b
Exons: 5
Coding region: 439-1968 (509 amino acids)
Source: RefSeq, a predicted model, not a curated record